AUGACGGACGCACUUGCUGAGGCUACGGCCAAGCUGGUCCUCGACGAGGAGACCGGCGAGAUGGUCUCCAAGAACGAGCUCAAGAAGCGAACCCAGAAACGCGCCAAGAAGGCCGCCGCCGCCGCCGCAAAAGCAAACCAGGCCGCGAAGCCUGCGGCUCCGAAGCUGAAGGCCGAAGUUAAGCCCGUGGAGGAGACCCCGCUGGACCCUGAUGCCAUGUUCAAGCAGGGCUUCCUCGCCAAUGUCUUCCGCGAGCGCCCUAUGAAGCCCGUCGUCACUCGAUUCCCGCCUGAGCCGAACGGAUACCUACACUUGGGGCACUGCAAGGCCAUUGCCGUCAACUUCGGGUUUGCGCGACACCACGGAGGAGAGACGAUCCUUCGGUUUGACGACACGAACCCUGAAGCGGAGGAUGAGAAGUAUUUCACGGCCAUCGAGGAUAUUAUUCAGUGGCUUGGAUUCAAACCCGCUAGGAAAACCCACUCGAGCGACCACUUCCAGAAGCUCUACGACCACGCCGAAAAGCUUAUCCAGCUUGAGAAAGCCUACGUCUGCCACUGCAGCGAUACCGAGAUCAAGUUGCAGCGAGGUGGUGAGAACCACGGUGCGAGAUACCGGUGCAAGGACGCGGAGCAGGAUGUCGAGACGAACCUGAAGAAGUUCCGGGAUAUGAAGGACGGAAAAUACGAGCCCCAGACGGCGUUCUUGAGGAUGCGCCAGGAUAUCGAUAACCCCAAUCCUCAGAUGUGGGCAAGUAUGGCUUUCAACACGGAUCUUGCCGCCUACCGUGUCUUGAAGAAGGAGCACCACAAAGCGCCCGGCUGGGUCAUCUUCCCCACAUACGACUUCGCUCACUGUCUCUGCGAUAGCUACGAGGGCAUCACCCACAGUCUGUGCACAACCGAGUUCGUUUUGUCGCGCGAGAGUUACGAAUGGCUGAACUCGACCCUUGGUGUCUACGAGCCGAUGCAGCGCGAGUAUGGUCGAUUGAACGUCAGCGGAACAAUCAUGAGCAAGCGAGGGCUGAAGAAGCUGGUUGAUGGUGGCUAUGUCCGAGCGUGGGACGACCCUCGUCUGUACACUGUUAUUGCCCUCCGCCGUCGCGGUGUUCCGCCGGAGGCUAUUCUUUCGUUCGUCAACGAGCUCGGAGUGACCACCGCCAACUCCGUAAUUAACAUCGCUCGAUUCGAACAGUCCAUCCGUACCUACCUAGAGUCGCGCGUGCCCCGUCUCAUGCUUGUCCUCGACCCCGUUCCCGUUGUUAUUGAAGACUUUGAUACCCUGAGCGCAGACCAGCUCAACCUCGACAUCCCUUUCUCCCCCAAGGACCCUGCCAUGGGCUCGCACACCGUCGGCUUCACGAAGACUGUGUACAUCGAUCGCUCCGACUUCCGAGAGGAGGAUGCCAAGGGAUACUUCCGUCUUGCGCCCGGCAAGAGUGUCGGACUUUGGAAGUCCCCAUACCCCAUCAAGGCCACCACCUUCACCAAGGAUGCGGAUGGAAAGGUCACGGAAGUUCGCGCCGUUCUGGACAAGGACGGUGGAAAGCCGAAGACGUACAUUCACUGGGUCCCCGAGGGAUCGCGCAAGCUCGAGGUCCGCAUUCAUGACCAGCUGUUCAAAUCGGAUGAGCCUGCCGCUGUCGAGGGUGGCUUCCUCGCCGAUAUCAACCCGAACAGCGAGACCAUCUACACGGACGCGAUGAUCGAGUCUGGGUUUGACGAGGUGCGACGAAGGGCACCCUGGCCUGAGGCCGCGGGAGAGACGAGCGAGGGAACACCGCGACCGGAGACCGUUCGCUUCCAGGGCAUGAGGGUGGCCUACUUUGCCAUGGACUCGGACUCCACCGACAACCACGUCGUCCUCAACCGGAUCGUAUCUCUCAAACAGGAUACGGGCAAGGCGUAG
Molecule: messenger RNA, 1908 nt
Organism: Aspergillus mulundensis
Lineage: Eukaryota; Fungi; Ascomycota; Eurotiomycetes; Eurotiales; Aspergillaceae
Product: Glutaminyl-tRNA synthetase
Exons: 5
Coding region: 1-1908 (635 amino acids)
Biological process (GO): glutaminyl-tRNA aminoacylation; translation
Cellular component (GO): cytosol; cytoplasm
Molecular function (GO): ATP binding; glutamine-tRNA ligase activity
Source: RefSeq, a predicted model, not a curated record